This is a messenger RNA of Pseudozyma flocculosa PF-1, 1779 nucleotides long. RefSeq lists its product as uncharacterized. Gene Ontology annotation, cellular component: RNA polymerase III complex. The transcript has a single exon. The record is from RefSeq and is a predicted model, not a curated record. NCBI's taxonomy places the organism in Eukaryota, Fungi, Basidiomycota, Ustilaginomycetes, Ustilaginales, Ustilaginaceae. Gene Ontology annotation, biological process: transcription by RNA polymerase III. The coding region runs from base 1 to 1779 and encodes 592 amino acids.
AUGCCGCCCCGCGCCUCUUCGUCGUCCGGCGGCGGCCGCAGCGGCAAGCUGAGCGACAUCGAGAACCAGUUCUACCAGGCCGCCCUCUCGGCGCCCAACAAGACCAUCACCCAGGAUGACCUCUCCGAACGCUUCCGCACCGUUCCCAUCGAGGAGCAGCUCGGCGCCAUCAAUGGUCUCCUCAAGAAGAACCUCUUCACCGUGCAGAAGAGCGCAGACACCAUCCAGUACCUCGCCACCGCAAAGAACGAGGCCAGCAUGAUGGGCAAGCUCGACGAAAAUGAAAACAUCGUCUACUCGCACAUCAAGGACUCGCGCAACGAGGGCAUCUGGACAAAGCAGCUCAAGAUCCGCACGGGGCUCCACCAGACCAUCAUCAACCGCUGCCUCAAGUCGCUCGAGCAAAAGCAGCUCGUCAAGGCCGUCAAGUCGGUCAAGUACCCCACCCGCAAAAUCUACAUGCUCUACGGCCUCACCCCCUCCACCGAGCUCUCCGGCGGGCCGUGGUACACCGACAACGAGCUCGACACGGGCUUCAUCAACGAGCUAUCCAUGGCCUGCCUCAACUUUAUCCGAUCCCGCUCCUUUCCCAAGAACGGCAUGUCGCGCGCCCUCUUUCCCUCGUCGCAGACGUCCAAGCUGCCCUCGGCCGACACGGUCCACGCUUACCUCCGCAAUUCGGGCCUCACAGAGACCCAGCUCGAGCUCGAGCACGUCGUUUCGCUCCUCGACAUCCUCGUCUACGACGAACAGGUCGAAAAGAUCCCCGUCCUGCCCUUUGCCAUGGGCGGGCUGAGCCUGUCCAACGGCCGCGGCGCCGACCACGACAGCGACUCGGACAGCGACGCGGGCAGCCGGAGUGGCUCUGAGUCCGGAGACAGCGGCAGCGGCAGCGAUAGCGACAGCGACAGCGGCUCGGACAGCGGCUCAGACGACGACAGCGACUCGGGCAGCGAGUCUGGCUCCGCCUCGAGCGCCUCGCGCACUCGCAGCGGCAGCGAGAGUGGCAGCGACAGCGGCAGUGACGACGACGACGACGCGUCGUCCUCGGCCAGCGACGACGAGGGCGGACGUGGCUCGAAGAAGCGGAAGCGGUCGUCGAAGUCGUCGAGCAAGUCACGCAAGCGGGGCAAGAAGGAGUCGUCGUCGUCGUCAUCAAAGAGCAAGAGCAGGAGCAGCAAGAGCGGGCGAAAGAGCAAGAGCGAAUCGUCCAAGUCCAAGGCAAAGACGCGCUCCAAGUCCAAGUCCAAGAGCAACAGCAGCAGUGGCAGCAAGCGGUCUUCGUCGUCGUCGAAGAAGCGCUCUUCGUCCAAGGGCAAGUCGAAGUCGUCGGCACGCGACCGCGACCGAGACCGGAGCAAAUCGCGAUCCCGCUCGCGCUCCCGCUCGCGAUCGCGUUCCAAGUCGCGCGCCGCCAGCCCCGCAGCGUCGUCGCAGGGCGAGUCGGACGGGCCCGACAUCGACGCCAUGGACGGCUCGACGCGGGUGCCGUUCGUCUACCGCGCCGUGCGGCCGCUGUCGGUCCGCGUGGGCUGGACCGAGGUGCCGUGCGGCCACUGCCCCGUGUUUGACUUUUGCGACGAGUCCGGGCCCGUCAAUGCCGAGUCGUGCCAGUACUAUGGCGGGCUCGAGGACGAGCUGGGCAGGAAGGUGGCCGACGGCUGGGUCGACGCUGCCGUCGCCGAGGAGGACGAGGAAGAGGAGGAGGGUGACGAGGGCGAGGGCGAGGAUGGGGAAGGCGAGGGAGGGGACGUGGACGACGAGGGCGGCGCGAGGUGA